AUGGCCGCACAACGGAUUGAAGACUAUCUUAGAAUUAGCUCGCCACAUGGCCGCAGCGUCAUUCCGGCUAUCACGCCUGCUAAACCGCCCGCAGCCCGUCUACCAGACACUCCGCCCUUCAUACCACCACAAUCCCAGCAAUCGACAUUAGAGAUUGGAGUUAUCGUCUCAGAUAAUUAUUUUUUCCAGUCGAUCCAUUCAUUGGCUGGAGGAGUUGCUCGAGAAAGGAAAUCACCAUUUGCACAGCUGAAGGAUACCGAAGCAGCAGCCUUGAAUCGUUAUAUUCGCCUCAGAGAUAAAACCCCUGGGACACACCCGCUACAAGAAAGAAAGGACAAAUUGAAAGUCCAACUACGAGCUAGGAAGUCGAUUAAAUUUUUAUAG
Molecule: messenger RNA, 384 nt
Organism: Paraglomus brasilianum
Lineage: Eukaryota; Fungi; Glomeromycota; Glomeromycetes; Paraglomerales; Paraglomeraceae
Source: the annotation of a GenBank genome assembly